GGGCAGUGUUUGUGUAUGAAAAGUUUGCGUUGGGAGCUGGAGUUCUGCAGGCACCCCUCCCCCCCAUCCCCUCCUCAAUCUUUCCUGCGGCACUUCGGGCAAGAUCCGGGUAUUUCUGGGAAAAGUCAGCUUCUCUUUGCACUGGUCUUCACAACUCGUUACCUGGAUCUUUUUACUUCAUUUAUUUCAUUAUAUAAUACAUCUAUGAAGCUUAUCUACAUUGCCUGCUCCUAUGCCACAGUGUAUCUGAUCUACAUGAAAUUUAAGGCAACCUAUGAUGGAAAUCAUGAUACCUUCCGAGUAGAGUUUCUGGUGGUCCCUGUGGGAGGCCUCUCAUUUCUAGUCAAUCACGAUUUCUCUCCUCUUGAGAUUUUAUGGACCUUCUCUAUCUACCUUGAGUCAGUGGCCAUCCUUCCACAGCUCUUCAUGAUCAGCAAGACUGGGGAGGCUGAGACCAUCACAACCCACUACCUGUUCUUCUUGGGUCUCUACCGUGCUUUGUAUCUUGUCAAUUGGAUCUGGCGCUUCUACUUCGAGGGCUUCUUCGACCUCAUUGCUGUGGUGGCCGGCGUGGUCCAGACCAUCCUGUACUGCGACUUCUUCUACUUGUAUAUUACAAAAGUGCUCAAGGGAAAGAAGCUCAGUUUGCCAGCGUAAGUGCCAAAGACCAUCAGUAGCCUCUGUCCUUCAGGGUGCUUGGACAGAAUUCUUACCACAGCAAAGGCGUGAGAUGCUUGAUGCGGGAAAUCAGAAACUUAACUCUUUUGUUGCAGAUCGUCAUCAGUGGCUCUAUAAGAACACAAGAGGAAAAGAACCACAAGGUUUCUGUUUAAUGCAUCUUGCCUUAUCUUUUUUUAUUACUAUGUACAAAGAUUUUUUUACACAAAGAAACUUAAUGCUGUAUUAAUAAAUUCAGUGUGUAGCUUAAUUGGAUAGUUUCAAAAGUGACAAUUUUGUGAGGAAUAAGUGCAAGCUUUUAUUUUAAAAAUUCUUUGAAAUUGUUGAUUGGUUGUGUCUGCAAUGAAAUAUUGUACUCUUUGACAGUUGGUAGAUUAUAUAUUCUAACGUCUAUCAAACUUGCAUUCCACUAUAUUUAUUUUUUGCCAAAAUAUGAGUUAAUAUUUGUUUGAAAUCUGAGACACUAUGUUCAGUGUUUUUAUCUAUCCAAAUUCCCACCUGCCGUGGAAAUCCUUGGACCUCACAACACUACAUUUAAGGUUAGUGAAGAUGACUUGUAAAUCUUAUGGUUUUCAUUACCAAAAUUUUAAGGUUCUGAGUGUAGAUGGGGUGUCAGCUAAGUCACCCAAGGUGCCUGCCCUCUUUCCCCUGCUGAGAAGGGUCAACUUGAGACUCCCAAGGAUGCUGAAGAAUUCCUGGGCAGGAGUUUUGGGUUGCUUGCCAUGUGAGUGUUUGAUAGGAGGGACUGUAAUGAUUAUUUUGGAUAGAAGAUCACUCCUCUGAGGAAUGGAACACAUAAUUAUCUGUGACUUUCAUUUGCAAUUUCAAAAGAUGAACUAUAACCAUGUCCAUGCUUAGAUUCACACAGUUUUCUCUAUCACUUUUGGUUGGUAAAAUGAUUUACAAUUUUUUUAAUUGGCAGCAUCAAUUACCAUUCCUUAUAUUCUUUUUUUUUUACUGAGUUCUUGCAUGAUUUAUCUUGUGUUACCAUCCUAAAUAAACAUUUUAUUAAAUGGAAUAAAUUGUCUUUUUUUUAAAUUAGGCUUCUGAACAUCCUAUGUUGGGAUAAUUUUUGUUUUGUUUUUCAUUUGGCAACAAAAGCUCUAUAGGGCUGCAGACAUUUAAAGUCCACUUAAUCUAAAACUUUGUUGUAUGGAAAUUAACUAGUUUUCCUUCUGAUUUUGCCAUUAUAUUGAUUUGCUACAUUUUUUGACUUAUGCAAAAGUAUAUGACUUUGUUUUUAUUUAGUUCAGUGCAAACAUGAAAGUAUUUAAUACUAACAAUGCUUACUAGGAGGAUGUAGUAUUUGUUUCAUUUUCUCCAUUAAAAUGUCUUGUGGAGGAAGGGAGCUGGAUAAGCUACAUUUUUAUUUAGUGUGGUUCUUAAGUUGGCAUUACAGCUACGAAAUUUAACCUGUUAUUGCCCUCAUUUUAUUUUUCUCCUCUUGCUUCAUGUUUUUGCUUUGUGUAUCAGAAUACUUUUCAGUCAGCAUACUAGGCUUAGCUUAGUUUCUUUGGCUUGUUUUCAUCCUCCUUGGAUAAUACUGGGAGUGUGGAGGAAGGAUGGGGAAAUCAGUUGCAGUAACUCAAGUAGAAAAGUACAGCAGGUUGCCUGCUGCCCAGACUCGGGGUGUGGGGAGGGCUCAUACCUGCCUUUCCUCAUGUAAAUCAGACACAAGCUGGGGUCCCUCACUGCAGAGCACAAUGCACAGAACAAGAUCUGGAACCUCAGCAUGUCAGAGCCUUCUGUAGUCAUUCUAUUCGAGUAAGAAUAAAAUUGGCCAAGAUGUUAAUCACCAUUUUGUGGUCAGCUAGGAUGACAUGUUGCUAAGAAUUCCUGACUUGGAGUUGGGACUGGGCAGUGUCCUCGGCAUAAAAGGCCUUGCCUUGUGUGACACAUCUUAUGAAGCACUGUUUCAUGGUUAUUUUCACUUCCUAAAUAAAGGUUAUCAGGUAAUCAAUAUUUUCAUUAAG
This is a messenger RNA of Fukomys damarensis (Damara mole-rat), 2651 nucleotides long. RefSeq names its product KDEL endoplasmic reticulum protein retention receptor 2 (gene Kdelr2). The transcript is spliced from 5 exons. NCBI's taxonomy places the organism in Eukaryota, Metazoa, Chordata, Mammalia, Rodentia, Bathyergidae. Gene Ontology annotation, cellular component: endoplasmic reticulum; cis-Golgi network; membrane. Gene Ontology annotation, biological process: protein retention in ER lumen; endoplasmic reticulum to Golgi vesicle-mediated transport. The record is from RefSeq and is a predicted model, not a curated record. Bases 16 to 657 code for a protein of 213 amino acids. Gene Ontology annotation, molecular function: ER lumen protein retrieval receptor activity.